AUGUUGCACGCUGAAGUCUGGCAGAGAUGCUUGAAGUUGUGGGCACUGAUUCAACCAUGGUUACUGACGAUUUCUUCAGUGUUGCAGGAGCUCGGGGAGUCUCGUCAUGCUUCCACCCUGUUGCAGAAUCUGCUGAAGUCGGUUUCGGAAAACACUUUGGUUCGAUAUUUGGCUCAUCUGCUGAAGUUCGUGGGAACAUUACAGGAUUUAAACGUGCGCUGGGAGUCCAUUCGACAGCUUGAGGUGGUCGAUGCUCUUCUGUCUAUGCACAAGUCAGGCUCACAUGUCACCAAUGGUUUGAAGGCGGUUCGCUGGGCCGCCAAGACGUUUGGGCUUGCCCUGCCAGAUCUCUAUGGAGGUCUCUUGGUUGGAGUGGAGGCUCGCAUUACUUCCGACAGAAAGGAGGCUCUUCCGCUUCCGAUUUAUGUUUUGGCUUACUGUGAGCGUGCCCUUCUACUGGAGUCGGGUUCAGUGGGGUUCAGAUUAUUUUUGGGCGCAAUUCUCAUUUCGGCAUCGGCCAGCCUUCGCUUCUCCGAUGCGCAACACAUUUUAUGGACAUCGAUUCAAGCUGCCCAAGACAAUGUGAGGGCCAUUUCAUAUCGAACAAAGUCCUCCCGGUGUCUUUUCGCAAACGAGGCCUUCAAGGUCAUCACAGAACCGGACAGAAUGGCUGCGUUCUUCUUUAUAGCAGGGAUGAUGUACAUGGAGCACUUUCCCUUCAACAGCUCUUUUGGGAUCGGGUCCGUAGCAAUUGGUUGCCGCUGA
Symbiodinium sp. CCMP2592 is the source of this 765-nucleotide messenger RNA. NCBI's taxonomy places the organism in Eukaryota, Dinophyceae, Suessiales, Symbiodiniaceae. The record is from the annotation of a GenBank genome assembly.